Messenger RNA from Astyanax mexicanus (Mexican tetra), 4103 nucleotides. RefSeq names its product zinc finger protein 239-like. The transcript is spliced from 3 exons. Bases 1848 to 2759 code for a protein of 303 amino acids. Gene Ontology annotation, molecular function: RNA polymerase II cis-regulatory region sequence-specific DNA binding; DNA-binding transcription factor activity, RNA polymerase II-specific. Lineage: Eukaryota; Metazoa; Chordata; Actinopteri; Characiformes; Acestrorhamphidae. Gene Ontology annotation, biological process: regulation of transcription by RNA polymerase II. The record is from RefSeq and is a predicted model, not a curated record.
AAUCUAGAUAAAAUGACAAUUUAAAGAUAACAUAGCUAGCGUUAGCUACUUAGCUAGCUAUCUUAUUCUAGCUAGCCAACACUAGCUAACUAGCUAACGCUAACUAGAUGAAGCUAAGUACCCAGUAAGCUUUCUAACUUCUAAACUGAACGGUUUAUCAACCAAACAGCGCCUUGGUGUUUCAAUAUCCACUUAAAUCAUGUUCGUUUCAUUCAGUCUUAAUGAACUCUGGACUUUACAUGUAAACUAACUAAAUGUAUAUAAAAUAGCUGGUUAACGGGAUGGCAGUACCUGCUGUGGUCGUGCUGCAGGGUUUCUGCACGGCUCCACGUAGAGAGAGAAUAAACACUCCCAAAACCCCUCGCUCUCAGAAAAGCAUCUGAAAAGUCCUGCUCAGGUUUAUACAGGACAGAUCUCUGAGUAAAUGCUCCAUGUUAGCCUAGUUCAGCUUCAUGUUCAUCCAUAAUCUCCACAAACAAGAAGCUCUUUUCCUCUAGCUAUAUGCCUGGGAUCUUAAACUAACAAACCUUGUGACGUCACCAGUGCUGCAUGGGCAACAUGGCGGCGCCCUAGCUCAAACGUAACAAACAUAAAUAUAUUAUAAUUUAGUGUGUAAACAUUUUAUAUAAAAAAUCCCCCCCAAAUAAAUUAUAUUUAAUACCUUAGAAAACUUGUACAAACUGAAAUGUUUCAUGUCCCCUUUAAUAUGACUGAUUGUGGUUCGCACGCAUUGUUUGCACUUUAUAAGACCUAAAAAAUAUAUAUUUUUAUGUUAUUCUUAUUUUUAUUUCUUAUAGAAUCAAUGUAAGAGUAACCAGCCUGUUAAGUUUGCGUUAUUUGAUUUUGUCAAAUAAAACAAAAACUAGUUUUCAAGCCAUUUUUCAUUUUUGAAGUUUUAUUUUUAAAUCUCGUCUCGUUCUCGUGAACCCAUUAUCGUGUCUCAUCUUGUGAUAUUAGUGUCUCGUCACACCCCUAAUUAAAAUGUAAUUGCUGGAGCUGUGAUGGUAUGUAGAUGCAUAAAAUAAGUCUCCACUGAUACUGUACUUUGUAUAAAAGAACAUUUAUUAUAAUAAAAUAAUUAAAAAGCACCCGGGUUUCUUUGUGAAAGAGAACGUUAGCCAAUCUUAUCCUGAGCUCUCUGCCUCGUCAUCGACCCACUCAAUCUGUAAAACCCAAGGAUUUAUGUCUUUUGGUCCUUCGUCUGGAAAAAAGUAAUAUUAUCUAAAUAUGGAAAAAGUUAAGAGUCAGGACAUAUAGUAAUUUUAUUUUAUUCACUAAACGUUUUGUUACAUUUCCAGGACAACUAAGAAGAAUUGAUAAUAUUUAAGGUGGAAGUGCUAGAAUGAUUUACUGCUUUAGUAACAUUUAGUUAGAGUUGAUGAAAUUUAUUUGGAGCUGCUGCUCUGAAUCUGCUGCUGUAGAGCUUCUGCUGCUGUUUGGUUCUACAGAUGAAGUUGGGCUUCGACCAGAUGCUAUGAUACGCCACCGUUUACUAAAUUGAUUUAGUAAACAAAUCCAUUGAUGUGGAGCUGCAGUCUUUCUGGGAUCUAGUGAGACCAGAAAAGAAUCAAGACUGUUUGUCUAAACAGUGGGCAGUCUUUAUAAAGGCAGUAAACAGGCGUCAGCCUGAUUAUUGCAAGUGGUAAAAUGUGGGCUACCUCUAGUGGCUGGAGGACCACCAGCACCCCUUUACACUAAGGACUUAGAAGUGGGAAAAAUACUGAAACAUUUAUGAAAUGAAAUUAUUCUCCUGAAAUUCAUCACCAACAACCAGGAUAUUUAACUAAGAGCAAUGUUAAACUGCUGAAAGAGUUGAAGAACAAGCCGUCCUGAAGAGCCUCCAGAACAUGCAGAAACAGUUUGAUACAUUUAACAGACAAAUGAAGCCAAGUCCUGACAUGGAGAAACAUCAGCACUCUGUCAAGAGUUUUACUAAACAGAGUGAUCUCAAAAAACAUCAGCGCAUUCACACAGGAGAGAAACCACAUCACUGCUCAGACUGUGGGAAGAGUUUUACUACACAGAGUACUCUCAAAAAACACCAGCGCAUUCACACAGGAGAGAAACCGCAUCACUGCUCAGACUGUGGGAAGAGUUUUACUAAACAGAGUACUCUCAAAAAUCACCAGCGCAUUCACACAGGAGAGAAACCAUAUUGCUGCUCAGACUGUGGGACGAGAUUUACUGCAAAGAGUAAUCUCAAAGAUCACCAGCGCAUUCACACAGGAGAAAAACCGUAUCACUGCUCAGACUGUGGAAAGAGUUUUAAUAAACAGAAUGCUGUCAAACUGCAUCAGCGCAUUCACACAGGAGAGAAACCGUAUCACUGCUCAGACUGUGGGAAGACUUUUAAUCAUCAGAGUAAUCUCAAAAUACACCAGCGCAUUCACACAGGAGAGAAACCGUAUCACUGCUCAGACUGUGGGAAGAGUUUUACUCUACAGAGUACUCUCCAAAUACACCAGCGCAUUCACACUGGAGAGAAACCGUAUUACUGCUCAGACUGUGGGAAGAGUUUUACUCAACAGAGUACUCUCCAAAUACACCAGCGCAUUCACACUGGAGAGAAACCGUAUCACUGCUCAGACUGUUGGAAGAGUUUUAAUCAACAGAGUAAUCUUCGAAAACACCAGUGCAUUCGCACAGGAGAGAAACGGUAUCACUGCUCAGACUGUGGGAAGAGUUUUAAUCAACAGAGUAAACUAAAAAAACACCAGCGCAUUCACACAGGAGAGAAAACUCCAUCUCAAAUCAGUUAGAAGGCAAUUAAAAGCGCAAAUCGUAAGUCUUUCGGGCAGAACACCUUAUCCUACACAAAUUUUUCACUUUGUCACUUGGGACACGUUCCACCAGAAAAAAAACAUGAACUGAAUUUAAUAAUGGAUUUUACAGGUUCAGCAAAAUGAAUCUCAUCCAGCGAUCAUGUUCCCAUGUUAUGUUUUCUUAUAUGUUCGAUAUUUUCAGGAUAUUCUUUGUGAGACAGAGCUGAGUUUUUAGGGUAGUUACGGUAGGAGUUCAGUUCUGAAGAAUGGAAAAAACGUAGUCUUUAAAAUUUAGAUGUCAUAGUGAGUAGGGUUCUUAGCUGGCAACUAAAUGAUUCGGACCAAACCUUCAGAGCUUAUGAUUUUAAUGCUUUUAAUCCCCUUUCUAGUAUAUGCAGAUUUGAUUAUUUCUAUUAAUUUCUAGUAUCUGUGUUUUUACUCUGUGGAAGCCGUACAAAGUUCCCUGGGCUUAGCAUAGCUUAGCUUAAUACUAUUAACUGCUAGGCCCAUCUGUAUGAAAGAAGAAGUAAAACACCACCUGAGGAACUCCAGAGUGUGCUCUCAAAAGUGAGACCCAGAGCCACAGAGAGACGACACUGGGCUUGGGUACUGCCGUGUGGACCGGAGGAGCAUCCAGACCCCGCAGAGAGGCCAACUAAAUCCUUUCCAGAGGUUAAAUAAAACGCUCCAGCUGUAGUUCUCAUACUGAAAUCAACCCCCUCCAGGCUUGUGUAGCGCAGUAAGGUUGUGGGCUCAUUCAUUCCCUCUGAUGGUGUUCUCAUUUGUCUAUGGUUCAGUCGUUCUGAUUAAAAAUCUGUUGCCAUAGAGGGAUAUUUGGUUGUUGUAUUACUCAAGUUUUAUGCUCUCUUAUCGUUUCCUUAUUGAAUAUUAUAUGUUGCUUAAGGUUUUUUAAUCUCCAAAAUGUACUAAGAAUAUCCAAAUCAUGUAGUUUCUUAAUUGUUUUUAUCCACUACAAACUAUUAUCUUUGUAUUGCUUCACCUCUAUAUUUGCUCAUCUGUGUGUUUUAAUAAACGGCUUUUAGAUUGCAGAUCUGCAGUCUCAUUGAUAUUUUGUUUUCUCAACAUAUGUUUGACAUGAAACCUGAGAUUAUCUUAUGUUAUUAUUUGUUAAAUACUCAAAGGCGCCCAACAGAGAAAUACAAUGUAAAAUGGAUUUGUGUUGAAGUGUAACAUAAUAGUCCAUUUAAGAUUGAAAUUCGGAAAAAGAUGUUUUUUUUUAUUGGUUCAGGCUUAAAAGGGUUAAAUAUACAAUUACUUCCAAAGGUAGAGUAGCAUGUGUUUAACUUGAUUUCAUGUUUAUAAAGUUCUUUAUUGAGUGCU